Molecule: messenger RNA, 28587 nt
Organism: Iphiclides podalirius (scarce swallowtail)
Lineage: Eukaryota; Metazoa; Arthropoda; Insecta; Lepidoptera; Papilionidae
Source: the annotation of a GenBank genome assembly
AUGGGGGUGACGGACGACUUAGCCCCGAGCUUCACCCAGAAGCCGCAGCUGCGCCAGGAGGAUGACGGGAACAAACUCAUCUUCGAGUGCCAGCUCUUCGGAUCACCCAAACCGGAGAUCAGCUGGUACCGUAGCGAUGAACUGCUGAAAGAAGAUAACAGGACCACGUUCAAGAUCCAAAGCCUUGCCAACAACAAGUUCCUUGUUGUGUUGGAACUGGACGACGUGAUCGAGACCGAUGCGGGACUCUACAAAGUUAAAGCUAAGAAUAAGAUGGGCGAGGUGGCCGCCUCCAUCAAUCUUAACUUUAGCCCCGCUGACGAAGAUAAACAGAAACAAGUGGACGGCAAAGCGCCGACGUUCGCGCGCAAGCCCGCCAUCCGGCAGGAGGACGACGGAAAGCGGUUGAUCUUCGAGUGCCGCAUCGAAGCGGAGCCCGUGCCGAGCGUCGUCUGGUUCCACAACACGGUGGAGGUCAAACCGGGUGCCAGGCACAAACUGACAGUAAGCAAGGAUGGAAAAUCGUACUACGCCUCGUUGGAGAUCAACAAUGUAACGGUGGAAGACGCUGGCAAGUACCGGGUGACGGCCAAGAACGAGCUCGGCGAGAGCAACGCAACAAUCAGCUUGAACUUCGACAGCGACGAAGCCCCCGUGCCUGAAGACUUUAUCAAACCGACAUUUACGGAGAGACCUGUCAUCAGGCAAUCGGAUGAUGGUACCAAAAUCACAUUCGAAUGUCGAUGCGUUGGCAAACCGAAACCAACCAUCACCUGGUACCAUGGCAAAAAGAUAAUUAAAGAAAGUAAUCGAUACAAAAUUACGCUUGAUGAGGAUCAAACAUUAUACUAUAUAGCGCGACUUGAAAUCAUAGGCGUAGAAAAUUCUGAUAAGGGAGAAUACAGGGCCGUAGCAAAAAACAAACACGGUGAAGGCGUAGCAAAAAUUAAUCUCAACUUCGAAGGUGGAGACAAACCGAAAAUUCCCGCUGGUAAAGCACCAAGAUUUCCAAAAAAGCCAACUAUUAGGCAAGAAGGUGACUUAUUGAUUAUGGAAUGUAUAUUAGAAGCACACCCGUUGCCAGAUAUUACAUGGUUCCAUGGGGAUAAAGAAAUUAGGGAUGGUGUCAAAAUGAAGAUGUCAAGAAAGGCUAUUGGAAAAGAUACCUUUAAUUUAACAUUAGAAAUAUUAAACCCAACUAGGGAAGAUGGUGGAAAUUAUAGGUGUAACGCCUUUAACGUGUUUGGUGAGAGCAAUGCAAAUAUUGCUCUCAAUUUCCAAGGUGGGGAUGAUGAGAACGGUUUCGCACCAUCAUUUGUGGAGAAACCUCGAAUCAUUCCCAAUGAAGACGGCACACUCAUAACAAUGCGGUGUGUUUGCAAAGCCAAGCCGGCGGCUGAAGUAACGUGGUACAGAGGCACAACCGUCAUUAAGGCUAGCAGCAAAAUUCAGAUUAAAUCGUCCGUUAUAAGUGAAGACGUUUAUGAAUUAGUAUUGCUCUUAUCCAACCCUACGGCAUCGGAUGGUGGCGCUUACCGCUGUCACGUAAGAAAUGAAUUUGGAGAGAGUAAUGCUAAUCUGAAUUUGAACAUCGAGGCUGAACCAGAACCUGAAGGGGAAGGGCCUACAUUUGUUGAAAAGCCAACGAUUCAGUCCAAAGAUAAUGGUAAAUUAGUUAUUAUGGGCUGCAAAGUAAAAGCUAGCCCCAGACCAACGAUUGUGUGGUAUCACGAGGGUAAAGAAAUCAGGGACUCGUCGAAAAUCAAAACCAGGGUUGAAGUAAGAGAAGAUAUUUAUACUAUCAUUUUGGAACUUAUUGACCCUGGAAUUGAUGACUCCGGACUAUAUAAAUGUAACAUCAAAAAUGAACUUGGAGAGCUCAAUGCUAAUUUAACGCUCAAUAUUGAAAUUAUCAAAGAAAAACCAAAGGUCAUUAAAAUAGUUAAAAAGAAGACUGUCAUUGUCGAAUGUAAAGUAUUAAGUAAAUUUGCUCCAUCAUGUACAUGGUAUAAGGAAUCAAGUGCAGUGAAAGAGGAUUCCAGGCAUACAGUGCUCAUUGAACCUCUCAGAGAAGGUGAAUUUACAGUCAAAUUAGAAAUUUCCAAUAUUUCUCAACAAGAUAAAGGAUCAUACAAGCUUAUCGCAAAGAAUGAGAAAGGUGAAGCAUCAUCACAGGUGGUGGAAAUAACUGAUAUUCCUGAGGAGAAGGGUGAAAAACCUCAUAUUAUAAAACAUCUUAGAAGUAUAGCAAGAAAAGAAAAUGAAGAAGCAGAAUUCAUAGCAGUCCUUAAGACAUCUGACCAAUCAUGCAGAUGUACGUGGUACAAAAAUUCAACAGUAAUCAGAGAUUCUUCCGAAGUAAACACCUCUUUCGAUGGUACCAGUGCUCGCCUAAUCAUCAGAAAAGUAUCUAUGAAAUAUGUCGCAAAUUACAGAGUGGUAAUAAGAAACGAAUUCGGUGAAGACGAAUCCAGUGCAGAUUUAACGCUUGUUGAAGAAAAGAAAAAGAAAAAGGAGGAAGAAGAAGAAGAAACAACAGUUAUAGAAGAAUCGGAGGAGGAAAUGUCAAUUGUUGAAGAAAAGUCGGUAAUCGAAGAAAAUCACGUUGAUGCACGAAAAGAGGAGAGAAUGGAAAUAAACGAAGCAGAGAGUAAGGUGGUCGAAGAAAAGAAAGCGGCUGCUAAGAAGGUUUUGAAGAAGAAGGAAGAAAUUAAGACGGAAGAAAGUAAAGAGGAAAUUAAGAUUGAAGCUAAGAAAGCUGAAGCUCAGGUAGAGGCAAAGAAAGUAGAAGCCAAAAAAGUUGAAAUGGAAGUUGAAGAGGCCAAAAAAAUGUUAGAAAAGAAAACUUCAAAAACUGAAGAAGAAAAGAAAGCACUUCUAGAAAAAAUUGAAAAGAAAAAGGCAGAAGUAGAACCUGAGGCCAAAAUUGAAGGUAUCCCAAAACUCAAGCCUGUAAAACCAAAAGAAGAACCAAAGCCCCUUGAAGAAAAGAAAGAAACCACUAAAAAGACUGAUGAGAAAAAGAAAGUAGUUAAGAAAAAGAAAAUUGUUUCUAAAAAGGAGGCAGAUGAUGAAUUCGACUUCGUUGACGAUUACGAGCGUCCUGUAUUGGAGAAAUACGAAAAAAUUACACCAACGCCAUUAUUCAAAAAAUCUAAAAAGGAUGACACACCUAAGGGUAAACGACCUUCAAUGUCUGAAAAUGUUGAAAGUGAAGAAACAGAAAGCGAGGAAGAACCGUCCAUCGCUGCACCUGCUUCGGAUAAAAAACCAAAACCUGGAAAAACUGAGGAAAAGGUUGAAGAAGAAACACGACGACCUAGUCUUAAGAAAGGUAUUCCUAAACCAGAGGAAUCCGUAGAUGAAUUGUCGAAAGUCAAAUUAUCGAAAGCUCCUAGUAAACCUGAUGAGCAAAAGCUUGAAGAGCCACAAGUAGCUAAAAUAAAACAACCAGUCAAAAAGCCCGAGGAAGAUAGGGAGUUUGUUGAUAACUAUGAACGACCUGAUCUCGAGAAAUACGACAAAAUUUCUCCAACAGCUACAGACAAGACUAAAAAACAGAAUGAAGUAGAUGAGGACGCUAUGAUUGUUGACGAUUAUGAAAAACCAGAACUGGAAAAAUACGAGAAGGUCAGUCCUACAUCCAAAACCAAACGUGGUUCCAAAGAAAUACAGGAUGAGACAGACGUAAUGAAAGGUAAAAUUAAACCGAAAGAGAAAGACGGGGAACCUGAAAUGCCAACACUGCGUAAACGUCCUGUCACUAAAGAUAAGGCUGAAGAGAAAAAGCCUGAAGAAAAGCCAAAGAAAAAGGUUAUCAAAAAAGACGAAUCUGCACCUAAAAAACGACCGUCACUCAAAGAAAAGGAGGUAACGGAAGAAGAAUUUAUCGAUGAUUAUGAGAGACCAGUUCUUGAAAAAUAUGAGAAAAUAUCUCCAACUCCUAUUGCUAAAAAGAAGAAGGACGAUAAAAAGCCAGAAGACGAAGUACCGUCAGUGGCAGCAACAGCUAGGCGACCAUCUGUUAAAGAUAAAAAAGAUACAUCGGAGCCUAUGGAUAUAGAUGAAGAAGUACAACUUUCUAAACCGAAAUCGCCUGCGAAACCGGGACCUGAAGAUGUGACAUUAACACACAAAACACCAGCAGAAAUUACACCCACGGCGGACGAGGCUGAGGCACAACUGAAGGUAAAAAAACCGGAAAUCGUAGAAGAAAAGACUGUUAAGAAACCCUCACCUAGAGACAGGGCAAAGAAGACUGAAAUGACACCUACAGACACUAAGUCUAAACUAUUAUCGCCGUCAGAUAUUUUAAGGAGAAUGACUGUUAUCGCUAAGGGCGAAGACACAGAGGAGUCUGUCAAUGUCGCCAAGCCUCGUACUAAGACAAGCACAACUGCUCCUGAAGAUGCAUCUCUCACGCACAAGACACCAGCUAAGAAAGAGCCAACGGAGGGAUCAGAAGCAGCAGAGCUCAAGGUCAAAAAGCCAGCUGUCGUCAAAAAUGGACGCAAAGACGAGGAGCCAUUGACAAUCCAGGGUGGCAAAUUCGAAAUACCACAACUUAAGAAAACUGUUAAGAAAACCACAGACAAAACUAAACAGGCACAACCUGGUACCAAGGAAACACACGAUGGGUAUGAACUCGAUUUUGUCGAUGACUACGAACGCCCGGUGCUUGAAAAAUAUGAAAAGAUCUCGCCUACUCCCAUCGUCAAGGAGAAGAAAGAAAAAGAACAAGCUACGACUGAAAGCCGUAGAACUUCGAUUCAGACCGAGAUGAGAGAAGAAGUUAAAACCGAAAGCCGCAGAAGUUCUAUUAUUGAAAACAAAGCCCUUAAGCUUACGAAAGAAACGUCUGAAAGCAGGAAAUCGUCGAUUUCUUCAGUCUCAGAACAACAGGAAGUCUCCUCUGUAAGGAAGGCUUCCUUGAAGACAUCCGUUAAGGAACCUGCAGUAAAUGAGUUAGAGCAAAUUAAACUGAAGGAUAAAACUACUGAAGAAGAAAACGAGACAGACGAUUAUUUCGAUAAGCCUUCCGAAAAACAAUACCCAUGGCGACCUACGAAAACACAUACAGAGGAGCACAAUGAUAAAACGACACCAAAACGGAGCGUUAGUUUAGACCAACCUAAAAAGACUUCACAUCCUUGGCGUCGUUCAAGCAAAGGAGAGGGCAGUGAAGACGGAUCGGAAACUGAAAGUACUGUUACAACACAAACAAACAAAACUAUACAUAAACAUAUUCCGCAAAAACCGGCACCAACACAACGACGCAAAUCCAAAGAUGAUGAGGAAAUGAAUAAGGACAGUGAGAAAGAUAAACCUGUGGAUAUGAAUGACAAAAAGCUUUCUGACACAAAGGUUGAUAAGAACGCUUAUCCAUGGCGGCGUCCUAGUGACGACAAUAAGGCUUCUGAAACGCCCAAAGAAAAAUUGAACAAUUUAGAAUCCGGCGAUAUAAUUCAGGUACUGGAUGAUAAUAAAAAUGUUGAGACUCCUGAAAAAUCUGGACAAAUAUCUUAUCCUUGGAGAAAGCAAUCCAAUACCGAGGUUCCAAUUUUAGUAACACCUGCAGUAGAUACAAAACAAAACGAAGUACAGUUUUCAUGGAACGUUAUACCCGAAAUUCCACAGGCUGAGCAAACACCUGAAUUGGAAGACCGAUUCAAAACAACACUACUUGAGACACGUGACACUGUACCCUGGAGAAGGGCUAAAUCUCCACAGGCUGAUACGACGGCAGAUAAAGAGCAGAAUAAGCCAGAAUCUCUGAAGCCUCAAACGUCUGACGAGAAAGUGGCAAUGAAAGAAGAAAAGGUCGAAGCUGAAAUGAAAAAGGCUAAAGCCACAACUGUUAAGAAGAAGGCAGAAGAACUGCCCGAAAUUCCCGAUUACGAAAGGCCAGAUUUGGAAAAAUAUGAAAAGAUUUCACCAACUCCUACUACUAGGGAAAAACCUGAAAAGGAUAAGCCGGCCGACAAACCAAAGGUAGCUGAAGUGAAAGCUCCUGAAGAGCCACAAGCACCUGCAGCCCCUAAAAUUAAGGAGCCAGAAGAAAAGCCAGCUGCGCCGAAAAUCGAAGUAAUACGCGACAAAUCUCCCAAACCCGAAGCCCCCAGGAAGCCUUCCUUGUCACCAGCACCUCCCGCGAGACGUGGCUCGCUCAUUCCUCCACCGGAGGAAAUGGGAAGAAGGCCUUCUCUCAUCAUCAGCGACGAGGAGAAUAGAAAACUAAGACCUGGUGAGGUGAUCGAAGAAAAGAAGCGACGGAAAUCCGGUGACUCGAGGAGGCCCUCGGUGCAGGACUUGGAAGGCCUCAUUAACAAACCGUCGAUUCCUCUGAAACCCAUCGGAAAUGAGGGUCCACCAGUCAUCGUUGAUGCACCAGAGAGCAACUCUGCUAUUGAAGAUCAAGUCGGCUACCUUACCGUGCAAGUGGAAGGCAACCCGGCGCCGACAUUCAAGUUCUACAAGGGCGUCACGGAAAUUAUUGAAGGUGGUCGUUUCAAAUACAUAACCGAUGGAGGAACAGGUCUCAUCACGCUGUGUAUGAGAAAAGUGAAGCCAAACGAUGAGGGCAAGUACAAGGUCGUCGUCAGCAACAUCCAUGGCGAGGACUCGGCGGAGAUGCAACUUUACGUGUCCGAUGCCAGUGGAAUGGACUUCCGAGCGAUGCUUAAAAAAAGGAAAUAUCAAAAGUGGGGUGAAAAGAACGAAGACCCCGAUUGGGGAGACCUUAAAGAAGUUGAAAAGCCAAUUCCUCCUCUAAAGAAGGUCGAAAAGAAACCCGAAUCUUUCCUGAAGCCUCUUGUAGAUCAAUCUGCGAAAGAGGGCAAAGAUAAGAAGGUAACAUUUGAGGCCAUCUUCACUAAGCCAAAUGCCAAGCCGAAAUGGUUCUUCCGAAAGGAUGAACUUUUCCCGGGCUCUAAAUACAAGAUGACGAAUGAACAGGAUUCUUACAAGUUAAUAAUUAUGAACCCUAAAGUAGAAGACACUGGCAAGAUCACAAUUGAAAUUGGUGGCGUUACUAGCACUGCCUUUUUGCAAGUCGACGAACCAGACCCUACAUACAGCUUCACGAAACACCUGAAGAAAUCCCUCACUGGAUACACAAAGCACGAAGUGAUAUUAGAAUGCGCUGUCUCCAACAGCCUCGCUAUCGUAUCUUGGUGGAAGGGUGACACGAAAUUGGAAGAUAGCGAGGAAUUCCAAACUUCAAAGGACUUGUCUGGCGUGUGUAGGCUGACAAUAAAGAAUGCUAAAUUAGAGGAUGCCGGUAAAUUCAUGUGUAAGAUUGAGAAGCAGCCAGAUAAGACGGAAUGUGAUGUAAAGAUUAUCGAAUACCCAUACAAAUUCACCAAGGUGCUCAAGUCUCAACAAGCUGUUGAAAAAGAUACCAUCACUCUGCUCUGUGAACUUGACGAUGCUACCGGCGAUGUCAAAUGGUUCAAGAACGAUCAGCCACUGAAGGCCGAUAAGCGCAUCUCUAUAGUGAAGGAGGGUCGUAAACGCAAAGUGGUAAUCAAAGACGCUAAAGUUACUGACGCUGGCAACUUCAAGUGCGUCAGUAAUGCUGAUGAAACUACUUGCGAAUUGAUCGUCAAAUAUUCGAAUCGCUUCAACAAGAAGUUGAAGGAUACCGAAGCAGUUGAGAGAGACAAGGUAGUGCUAGAGAUUGAACUACAGGAUCAAACCGCUGAGGCUGUAUGGUCAUUCAACGGUACGCCAAUUGUACCGAAUGACAGGAUCGAAAUAAAGAAUCUGGGUGGUGGCAAACACCAAUUGAUAUUUAACAAACUGGAGAUGGAAGACGAUGGCGAGAUCCUCUGCGAAUCCGGCAAACUCACCUCUUCGUGCAAACUCACGGUCAAGAAGGGAGAGUCUAAACCCUCGAUCGAAUGCCCUGAUGAGUUCAACGGGCCCGCCGGACAUCCGUUUGUCAUUGAAGUGCCUUACAAAAUUUCAGGCACCCGACAAACUCCGAUCGAGGCGAAAUUAUUCAAAGACGGCAAAGCUCUGCCCGCGAAAGAGGUCGAUGUUGUCGUUGAGCAAGAGAAAAUUCUUUACAAACUCAAGAAACCAACCAGGGAGGGAUCUGGUAAAUACCAGAUCAAAUUAUCUAACGCCCAGGGCGAAGACUCCAAGGACGUCACCAUUAUCAUGCAAAGCGCGCCUACUCCACCUCAGGAUGUAGAGGUUACAGAGGUGUUCCAGACCUCGUGUGUCGUGUCGUGGAAGGUUCCACAGGACGAUGGUGGAUCGCCUAUCGUUAAAUACGUCAUCGAGAGACAGGACUUGUCUCUUAAAGCCGGCUGGGACAACGUGGCAGAGGUGGCUCACGGUCAACCGACGAAAUUCAAGGUCGAGGACCUAGUCGCCAAGAAGACGUACAAGUUCAGGAUUCGGGCGGUCAACAAAAUCGGAUCCAGUGAGCCUGGUCUUUUCGCCAAACCAGUUCUGGCUAAGGAUCCGUGGGACGAACCGUCAAAGCCAAAGGGCGUAGAAUUGAAGGACUGGGACAAGGACCACGCCGAUCUCAAAUGGCAAAAGCCCGAUAACGACGGUGGCGCACCGAUCACGGGCUAUGUCAUUGAGUACAAGGAGAAAUUCGGCAAGGACUGGGUGACGGGCAAGGAGGUGCCUGGAGAUUGCCUGGAAGCUACACAGGACGGUCUUAAAGAGGGCUGCACUUACGAGUUCAGGGUUCGUGCCAUUAAUAAGGCAGGACCCGGUGAGCCAAGCGACAGCACGAAACCAAUAGUCGCCAAAUGCAGAUUCGUUAAGCCGUACAUUGUUGGCGAGGGUCUCACAAGUAUGAUAAUUAAAAAGGGCCAAGUCAUUUCCUAUGAUAUCAAGUAUGGCGGUGAACCAGAACCCGAAGUUAAAUGGAUGCACGGGGAAGAGAAACGUGGAAAGCCGUACAAGGAACAGGAAAUUCGGGAUGAUGGCGACCGUAUUACAAUCGAUAAAUACGAAAGGAACACUGUCUUGACUGUGAGGAGAACCACGAGGCCGGACAGUGGAAAAUAUAAACUGGUUCUCACCAACUCUUCAGGGACUUGCGAGAGUAUUGCGGAUGUGGUUGUUCUUGACAAACCUAACAGACCCAAUGGUCCAAUUGAAGUGGUUGAGGUGCGAGCAGAAAAGGCUACUGUUAAAUGGCAGAAGCCUGAUGAUUGGCAAGGGUCUGACAUUACUGGAUACACUCUUGAGAAAAUGGACUUGGACACUGGCAACUGGGUACCUUGUGGGGAAACUGGACCAGAGCCCACCGAAUUCACGGUCAAGGGCCUAACACCUAAUCACAAAUACAAGUUUAGAGUACGUGCAAUGAACAAGGAGGGUGAAUCCGAGCCAUUGGAAACCGACGGAUUCAUUGUGGCCAAGAAUCCAUAUGACCCACCGAAAGCGCCUGGCAAGCCAAACAUCGUCGACUACGACAACAUGUCGGCAACACUUCAAUGGGAGCCGCCAAGUGAUAAUGGAGGUAGACCGGUACUGGGCUACGUGAUUGAAAUGAAAGACAAGUUUACUGCUGACUGGAUAGAGGUUGGAAAACUAACAGAACCUAAGACAGAAUAUAAGGUAGAAGGGUUAAAGGAGAAAAUGAUAUAUCAGUUCCGGGUAAAAGCUUAUAAUAAGGCUGGUGUUGGUGAUGCUUCUCAACCAACCGAGAACCAUCUUUGCAAACACAGGAACUUGAAACCUCGUAUUGAACGUAGCACAUUUAAAUCUGUCAUUAUCAAGGCAGGGCGCACACACAAAUGGUCUGUGGAUGUUAUUGGUGAACCGCCACCAGAGACCACAUGGUCAUGGCGCGAGAACAUAAAGCUGGUGAACACCGAGCGCAUUAAGAUCGAGAAUAAGGAGUACCACACGGACUUUACGAUUGUGAACGCAGUGCGAAGGGACACCGGCAAAUACACUCUCCGCGCGGAGAACUGCAACGGGUUCGACGAAGAGACCGUUGAGCUCACGGUUCUCAGCAAGCCCAGCGCGCCCAAAGGACCUUUGGAGGUGACGGACGUCCACGCGGAGGGAUGCAAGGUGAAAUGGGAGAAGCCCGAGGACGACGGCGGCUCGCCGGUCAAGGAGUACGAGCUGGAGAAGAUGGACCUCGCCACCGGCAAAUGGGUCCGCGUUGGAAGGGUCGCCGGCGACAAGAAGCCGCUGGAGAUGGAGGUGACCGGCCUGGAGCCAGGGCACCAGUACAAGUUCCGCGUGACGGCCGUCAACGACGAGGGCGACUCCGAGCCCCUGGAGACCGAGAGGGCGGUGCUCGCCAAGAACCCAUACGACGUCUCCGACAAGCCCGGCAACGUGGAGGUGGCCGACCACGACAACCAGAGCGCCGAGAUCAAGUGGGAGCCCCCCAAAUCGGACGGCGGAGCCCCCAUCCAGAAGUACAUCAUACAGAAGAGGCCGAAGGGCGGCGACUGGGAGAACGCCGCGGAGGUGCCCGGCACUGCGACGUCGGGCAAAGUUGAGGGACUGCCUGAGGGCAGCGAAUACGAGUUCAGGGUGAUCGCGGUCAACAAGGCAGGCCCCUCUGAGCCGUCGGAGCCCACCAAGAUGACCACAAUCAGGCACAAGGCCCUGAAGCCGCGCAUCGACCGUACCAACCUGAAGCCGUUGGUGGUUCGCGCUGGUAAGCCGAUCUUCUUCGACGUGAACGUCAAGGGAGAACCCGCCCCCAAGGUGCAGUGGUUCCAGAAGUGGAAGACCGAGGAGAAAGAGGUGACCGAGAACGUGGUGAACGUGGAGUACAACACGAAGCUGGACGUGAAGGAGUCGGCGCGCGCGAUGAGCGGCACGUACCGCGUGGUGGCCACCAACGAGCACGGCAAGGACGAGGCGGAGGUGGAGGUGACGGUGCUCUCGUCGCCCAGCAAGCCGGGCGGGCCGCUCAAGGUCAGCGACGUCACCAAGAACGGCUGCAAAGUCGCCUGGAAGAAGCCGGAGGACGACGGAGGCAAACCGAUCACCGGCUACGUGGUGGAGAAGCUGAACAAGGCCACCGGGCGCUGGGUGCCCGUGGGCAAGACGGACGACACGGAGAUGGAGAUCAAGGGGCUGCAGGAGGGCGAGGAGUACGAGUUCAGGGUCAGGGCGGUGAACGACGAGGGCGAGUCGGAGCCGCUCAAGACCGACCACUCCAUACUCGCCAAGAACCCGUACGACAUACCCGGAAAGCCCUCGGUGCCGACCAUCGAGGACUGGGAUGUGGGCCGAGUCGACCUCAAGUGGGAGGCGCCGAAGAACAAUGGCGGCGCCCCCAUCACCGGGUACAUCGUCGAGAAGAAGGAGAAGUUCGGCCAGUGGCACGAGGCGCUUGUCACAACGACGCCCGAGUGCAAGGCGCGCGUGCCCGAGCUGCGAGAGGGCAACACGUACCAGUUCCGAGUGCGCGCCGUCAACAAGGCGGGCCCUGGCGAGCCCGGGGAGCCCACGCAGCCGCACGUCGCCAAGGCCAGAUUCCUGAAACCGCACAUCAAUCGCGACAAGAUGGUCGCGAUCCGCGUCCGCGCGGGCACCACCAUCAAGUUGGACGUCGACAUCCGGGGUGAACCGCCACCGACCAAGACCUGGACCUUCGCCAACAAGGUCAUCGAGAAUGGCGUCGGCGUGAAGCUGGAGAACGAGGACUACAACACGAAGCUGCAGAUCUUCGAGUCCUCGUGGAAGAACUCCGGCAUCUACACCCUCAAGGCCGAGAACGACUCCGGUGUGGACGAGGCCACGGUGGAGGUCACCGUGCUCGACAAGCCCGGCAAGCCGGAGGGCCCCCUCGAGGUGUCGGACGUGCACGCCGAGCACGUGAAGCUGAGCUGGAACAAGCCGAAGCACACUGGCGGGCUGCCGCUCAGCGCGUACGUCGUGGAGAAGAUGGACACGAUCACCGGCAAAUGGCAGCCGGCCGGCACCGUCGACCCGGACACCACGGAAGCUACCGUCACCGGUUUGGAGCCGGGCCGUACAUACCAGUUCCGCGUGAAGGCGCUGAACGAGGAGGGCGAGUCGGAGCCGCUGGAGACGGACCACGGCACCCUGGCCAAGAACCCGUACGACGUGCCCGCCCCGCCCGGCCUGCCCGACAUCGUCGACUGGGACGAGAAGUCGGCCAAGCUCAAGUGGGAGCCCCCCAUCAGGGACAACGGCGCCCCCAUCACCGGCUACAUCAUCGAGGUCAUGGACAGGGACAGGGGCGAGUUCGUCAAGGCUGCUGAAAUCCACGGCAACAUCUGCCAAGGAACUGUGCCGAAGCUCGAGGAGGGCAACCAGUACCAGUUCCGGGUCCGUGCCCUGAACAAGGCCGGCCAGUCGGAGCCCUCGGAGAACACAAACUGGCACACUGCCAAGCCGCGCUUCUUGAAGCCGCGCAUCGACCGCACGAACCUCAACCCGCUGACGGUGAAGGCCGGCCUGCCCGUCUCGCUGGACGUGAAGGUGUUCGGCGAGCCGCCCGCCACCGUCACGUGGCACUUCAAGGGCGACGAGCUGGCCAACGGCCCCAACCUGGAGAUCAUCAACGUGGACUACAACACCAAGUUCCUGAUGACGAAGAGCAAGCGCGCCAACUCCGGCACGUACGUGAUCAAGGCCAAGAACGAGGUCGGGGAGGACGAGGCCGAAGUGGAGAUAACGGUGCUCGGCAAACCAUCGAAACCGAAGGGUCCGCUGGAAGUGUCGGACGUCACAAAGAACGGCUGCACGCUCACCUGGGACAAACCCGAGGACGACGGUGGUACCCCAGUCGAGUACUACGAGAUCGAGAAGCUGGAUCCUCUUACUGGCACGUGGCUACCCUGUGGCACCGCCAAGGACUGCAAGGCGAACAUUACUGGUCUUCAAGAGGGCAAACCAUACAAGUUCCGAGUGAAGGCCGUCAACAAGGAGGGAGAGUCCGAGGAGUUGGAGACGGAGAAGCCGAUCAUCGCCAAGAAUCCCUUCGACGAGCCGGGCAAGCCCGGGCGGCCGGAGCCCCGCAACUGGGACAAGGACUUCGUGGAGCUGGAGUGGUCGCCGCCCAAGGACGACGGUGGCGCCCCCAUCACCGGAUACAUCGUGCAGAAGCGCGAGAAGGGCGGAAGGUCGUGGCAAGACUGCCUCAAGACCAGCGGCGAGCGCCCUACUGGUCGCGUGACCGACGUCGAGGAAGGCCACGAAUAUGAGUUCCGCGUGAUCGCGGUCAACAAGGCGGGCCCCGGCGAGCCGUCGGAGCCCAGCCGCUCGGUGGUCGCCAAGCCACGUUUCUUGGCGCCGCACAUCGACCGCAAGAACCUCCAGAAGCGCAAGAUCAAGGUGGGCCAGGCCCUCAAGAUGGAGGCGGACGUCAAGGGCGAACCGGAGCCGACCAUCACGUGGACCUUCAACGAGAAGACCCUCAAGAGCGAGGAGAGGCUGAAGAUCGAGAACAAGGACUACCACACCUCGUUCGCUCUGAUGAAGGUGACCAGAGCGGACUCCGGCAAGUACGUGGUGACCGCGAAGAACGACUCGGGAACGGACACGGUCGAGAUCGAAGUGCUGGUGGUCAGUAAACCCGCCAAGCCUAAGGGACCGUUGAAGGUGUCGGACGUGAAGGCAGACGGCUGCAAGCUGAAAUGGGAGCCGCCCGAGGACGACGGCGGCGAGCCGGUGGAGAGCUACGUGGUGGAGCGGAUGGACACGGACACUGGCCGCUGGGUGCCCGUCUGCACCGUCAAGGGGCCAGAGGCCGAGGUCACCGGCCUCAACGAGGGCAAGGACUACAUGUUCCGCGUCAAGGCGGUCAACCCCGAGGGCGAGAGCGAGCCGCUCGUCACGGAGACCGCCACCACCGCCAAGAACCCUUACGGGGAACCGGACGCACCCGGCAAGCCCGAGUUCAAGGACUGGGACAAGGAGCACGUGGACCUCAAGUGGGAGAAGCCGGCCAACGACGGUGGCGCCCCCAUCACCGCCUACAUCGUGGAGAAGAAGGACCGGGACACGGGCAAGUGGGUGAAGGCCGUAGAGGUCCCCGGAAACAAGACGGAGGCGCGUGUACCCGAUUUGAUCGAGGGCAAAACGUACCAGUUCCGCGUAAAGGCCGUGAACAAGGCCGGCCCCGGGAAAGCUUCCCAACCUACAGAGAACCUUCUCGCCAAGGAUAGAUUUGCGCCACCGAAGAUCGACCGCACCAACAUGCGCGACAUAACGAUCAAGGCGGGCCAGAUGAUCCGGCUGGACAUCAAGGUCAGCGGAGAGCCGCCACCGACCAAGACCUGGUUCCAGAACAAGGAGCGUCUGUCGACGCGCGACGACCUGUCGAUCGACACGGAGGACUACCGCGUGAAGCUGUCGGUGGUGGUUGCGUCGCGGCGCCACAGCGGCACGUACGUGCUCAAGGCGGAGAACAGCAGCGGUCGAGACGAGGCCUCGCUCCAGGUCAAGGUGCUCGACGUGCCCGCCAAGCCCGAGGGGCCCCUCAAGAUCUCGGACGUGCACAAGGAGGGGUGCACGCUCAAGUGGAGCGCGCCGCUGGACGACGGCGGCGCCCCCAUCGACCACUACCUGGUGGAGAAGCUGGACACGGAGACGGGCCGCUGGGUGCCGGCGCUCAAGAGCAAGGAGCCCAAGGCCGAGGUGGAGAACCUGGUGCCGGGCCACGAGUACAAGUUCCGCGUCUCCGCCGUCAACAACGAGGGCGUCUCCGAGCCGCUGGAGGGAGAGCACUCCGUCGUCGCCAAGAAUCCCUUCGAUGAGCCCGGUAAACCUGGCACUCCAGAGGUGGUGGAUUGGGACAAGGACCACGUGGACCUCAAGUGGCAGAAGCCGUUCAAGGACGGCGGCGCUCCCAUCACUGGCUACAUCAUCGAGAAGAGAGAAGUUGGCUCACCGAAAUGGGUGAAAGCCUGCGAGGUGGGGCCCAACGACAACGAGAAGGCGACGGUGGCGAACCUGGACGAGGGCGUGGAGUACGAGUUCCGGGUGAAGGCGGUGAACGAGGCCGGCCCCGGCGAGCCCAGCGACGCCAGCAAGGCCGUCCUCUGCAAGCCCAGGAGGCUGGCGCCGAAGAUCGACCGUCGCAACUUGCGCGCCAUCAAGGUGCGCGAGGGCGAGCCCAUCGCGCUGGACGUGAAGGUCUCCGGCGAGCCGGCGCCGGAGGUCAGCUGGACCCUCAACGGGAAGACCGUCAGCUCGGGCAAUGGCCUCAAACUGGUAAACGUGCCUUAUCUGAGCAAGUACCAGCAUUCGAGCCCCCGCCGCAAGGACUCCGGCACUUACAAGAUCCAGGCCGUCAACAAGUACGGCCAGGACACGGCCGAACUCGAGAUCACGGUCACCUCGAAACCAGACAAGCCCGAGGGUCCGCUGGAAGUGUCCGACGUGCACAAGGACGGGUGCACGCUUAAGUGGAAGAGGCCCAAGGACGACGGCGGGGAGCCCAUCGAGGCGUACCUCGUCGAGAAGUACGACACGGACACUGGCACCUGGAUGCCGGUUGGCAAGACGCUUGGCAACGUCCCCGAGAUGGAGGUUGACGGCCUGAUACCGGGACACGAGUACAAAUUCCGCGUGAAGGCGGUCAACAAGGAGGGCGAGUCGGAGCCGCUGGAGACCUUCGGCGCUAUCGUCGCUAAGGAUCCAUUCACGGUCCCAGACGCCCCGUCGGCGCCCGUGCCGGACGACUGGUCGGCCAACCACGUGGACCUCAAGUGGGAGGCCCCCAUAUCGGACGGCGGGUCACCCAUCGUUGGUUACAUCAUCGAGAAGAAGGACAAGUACAGCCCCCUGUGGGAGAAGGCUCUCGAAACGCACACACCGACACCGAGUGCUACUAUCAAUGGGCUGAUCGAGGGCAACGAGUACCAGUUCCGCGUGGUGGCCGUGAACAAGGCGGGCCAGAGCAGGCCUUCGGAUGCGAGCAAGAGCUUCGUGGCCAAGCCGCGCUUCCUCGCGCCCAAGAUCGACCGCCGCCACCUGCGUGACGUCACGCUCUCGGCCGGCUCCACGCUCAAGCUGGAGGCGGCCAUCACCGGGGAGCCCGCGCCGGUGGUGGAGUGGAGGUUCCAGAACAUGCCGCUGCGCCCCUCGAAGGCGGUGAGCAUCGACUCGCCGGAGUACUUCACCAAGCUGGCGGUGCGGCCUGUGCGGCGCGACGACAGCGGCGAGUACACCGUGACGGCCACCAACAGCAGCGGCAAGGACGCCGUCACCGUCACCGUGCUGGUCACCGACAAGCCCGCCAAGCCCGAGGGGCCGCUGCAGAUCUCGGACGUGCACAAAGAGGGCGCCACGCUGAAGUGGAAGAGGCCGAAGGACGACGGCGGCGCCCCCAUCGAGUACUACCAGGUGGACAAGCUGGACACGGAGACCGGCUGCUGGGUGCCCUGCGCGCGCUCGGAGGAGCCCAAAUGCGAGGUCACUGGUCUGACGCCGGGCAAGGAGUACAAGUUCCGCGUGUCGGCCGUCAACUCGGAGGGCGAAUCGGAACCACUGGUUUCGGAGACCAGCAUCGUCGCCAAGAAUCCAUUCGACGAGCCUGGCGCGCCCGGAACACCUUCGGUCACCGACUGGGACAAGGACCACGUGGACCUCAAGUGGACCCCGCCCACAAAGAGGACGGCGCUCGAAGUACCCGCCGAUAAGACCACGGCCACCGUGCCCGAUCUUGUCGAGGGUCAGACCUACGAAUUCAGGGUGAGGGCCGUGAACAAGGCUGGUCCGGGAGAGCCCAGUGACAGCACACACCCGAUCGUGGCCAAGCCCAGGAACACGGCGCCGAAGAUCGACAGGACCAACCUCAUCGACAUCAAGAUCAAAGUGGGACAGAAGUUUGGAUUCGAUGUCAAGGUCUCCGGCGAGCCGAUGCCCGAGACGAAGUGGUACCUGGCCAAGAAGGAGGUUAAGUCGUACGGCGACAUGAAGGUGCAGCACUCGGACUACAACACGAAGCUGAACUGCAAGUCCGCCACCAGGGCCGACAGCGGCCGGUACACCGUCACCGCCGAGAACGCCAACGGCAAGGACGUGGCCGAGGUGGAGGUCAUCGUGCUCAGCGUGCCCAGCCCGCCGGGAGGGCCGCUUAAGGUCUCGGACGUGCACGCGAACGGCGCCAAGCUGUCGUGGAACCCGCCCGCCGACGACGGCGGCCAGCCCGUGGAGAAGUACGUGGUGGAGCGCAUGGACGAGGCCACCGGCCGAUGGGUGCAGGCCGGAGAGACCCUCGGCCCCGAGACCAGCCUCGCGGUGGACGGCCUGCAGCCCGGACACAAGUACAAGUUCCGCGUCAGGGCGGUCAACAGACAAGGCAAAUCGGAGCCUCUCACGACCCCACACGCCACGGAGGCGAAGAAUCCGUUCGACGUGGCCGGCAAACCUGGCACGCCCAAGAUCAAGGACUUCGACAAGGACUUUGUGGAGCUCGAAUGGACCCGCCCGGAGACGGACGGCGGAGCGCCCAUCACCGGCUACGUCAUCGAGAAGAAGGAUCGCUUCUCACCCGAUUGGGAGGAGUGCGCACAUAUUGAAGGCGAUGUCACAACUGGUAAAGUACCGGACCUCAUUGAGGGUAACACGUACGAGUUCCGCGUGCGCGCUGUCAACAAAGCCGGCAAGGGCGAGCCGAGCGACGGAACAGCGCCUCAUCUCGCCAGGCCCAAGAACUUGCCACCCAAGAUCGACAGGAACUACAUGUUCGAUAUCAAGAUCAAGGUCGGCCAGAACUUCGAUCUCGAAGUGCCCGUUGCCGGAGAACCGACGCCCACCAAGGAAUGGUUGCAUGGCGACAAUGUGGUUCUCAACACCGACAGAAUCAAGAUCGUUAACGACGCCCACAGCACCAAGUUCCGCGUGAUCGACGCGAAGAGAGCAGACUCUGGCACUUACACACUCAAGGCGAAGAACAUCAACGGCACCGAUUCCGCAACGGUGAAGGUGCUAGUGAUGGACGUGCCUCUGCCUCCCGAAGGACCACUUCGCGUUGACGACAUUACGAAAUCUGGUUGUUCAUUGCGCUGGCGACCACCCAAGGACGACGGUGGCUGCGAGAUUAGCCACUAUGUUGUCGAAAAAAUGGAUCAGGAGAAUCUACGCUGGGUGCCGGCGGGAGAAGUACAAGGAUGCCACAUUCGCAUCGACCAUCUCAUAGAGGGACACGAUUACAAUUUCCGUGUUCGCGCCGUCAACAAGCAAGGCGAGUCGCAGCCCCUCGUCGGCCAAGAACCAGUCACGGCCAAGGACCCGUACGGGACACCGGACAAACCGGGAACUCCGGUCGUCAAAGACUGGGACAAAGACCACAUGGACUUGGAAUGGGUGCCGCCGAAGAAGGACGGCGGCGCUCCGAUCACAGGAUACAUUAUCGAGGCCAAGAAGAAGUACGGACCUUGGGAGGUCGCCGCUACUGUCCCCGGGAACCAGACAACAGCAACUGUCCCAGGCUUACAAGAAGGAGAGGAGUAUGAGUUCAGGGUCAUUGCCGUCAAUAAAGCAGGCAACGGAGAACCGAGCGAUGCGUCCACUCCCCAAGUGGCUAAGGCUAGAUUCUGUGCGCCACAGUUCGAUAAGAUGCUGUUGGCCGACAAGACUGUUAAGGCUGGACAACGCAUACAGUAUGAGAUACCGAUAGAAGCGUCACCGAAACCGACUGUUGAAUGGCAGAUUAACGGAAAAGUUGUACAACCGUCAGACAGGAUUGACAUUCAAGUAUUGCACAACAGGGUCAUAUUAGACAUUCCAUUCUCCGUCCGCUCAGACGGAGGAGUUUACAAGUUGACCUUGAAGAACGACCUCGGAGUUUGCUCCGCUUCAGCGCAAGUGACCGUAUUGGACAAGCCGUCCAGGCCAGAGAAGCCCCUCGUCGUCUCCGACGUUACGAAGGAAUCUUGCUCUCUGUCAUGGAAGGUGCCGCUUGACGAUGGUGGAUCACCGAUCCUGCAUUAUGUGAUCGAGAAGAUGGACUUAUCGCGUGGCACUUGGUCGGACGCGGGAAUGAGCACGUUCCUUUCGCACCAGGUGACUAGGCUUAUUCACAUGAAGGAAUACCUGUUCAGAGUGAGCGCGGUGAACGCCAUUGGGCAAUCUGAACCGUUGGAGCUCGACCGCGCUAUCGUCGCCAAGAACGAGUUCGACGAGCCUUCCGCUCCUGGAAAACCUGUUGCGACCGAUUGGAGCAAGAGCCACGUCGAUUUGGAAUGGGCCGCGCCGAAAUCCGACGGGGGUGCCCCCAUCACCGGAUACAUUGUCCAAAAGAAAGAGAAGGGCAGCCCGUACUGGGUGAACGCCGUGCACGUACCACCUAAGCAGACGAAGGCCACUGUGCCCGAUUUAAUUGAAGGCCAGGACUAUGAAUUCAGGGUGAUUGCGGUCAACCAAGCCGGCCAAUCCGAACCCAGCGAGCCUUCCGACAUUAUUACGGCUAAGGACAGAUUUGUUGCACCAAAGAUUCUCACUCCGCUCAAGGAAGUCCGCAUUAAGGCCGGACUCAUUUUCCACGUGGACGUCGACUUCAUCGGAGAGCCUAUUCCCGAGGUUAAAUGGACCUGCGACGGAAAGAGCGUCGUCACUAACGAAAGGACGACGGUGACAUCUGUGGGACAUCACACGAUCGUACACACCGUGAACUGCAAGCGUUCUGAUGCUGGCAAAUACAACUUGUCUUUGAAGAACGACUCCGGAUCCGACGAAGGUAGCUUCGAACUGAUUGUGCUGGAUGUACCCGGGGCGCCUCAACCGCCGUUCGAGUACGAAGAAAUCACUGCCCAAUCCGUUACCUUAUCGUGGAAACCGCCUAAAGACAAUGGUGGCAGUGAAUUGACGGCCUACGUUAUUGAAAAGCGCGACUUGACACACGGCGGUGGUUGGGUGCCGGCUGUCACUUACGUCAAUCCUAAAUACACGCAUGCAACAGUACCACGUCUUUCCGAGGGUACAAAGUAUGAAUUCAGAGUGUUUGCAGAGAACUUGCAAGGCCGUUCCGAGCCUCUUGUAACGGACAAACCAGUAGUUGCCAAAAAUCAAUACACCGUACCUGGCAAACCUGGCAAGCCAGAGCUCGUUUCUGCGGAUAAGGACCAUAUCAAGGUCAAAUGGUCCUCGCCAAUCUCGAACGGUGGCUCCAACAUUCUGGGAUACGACGUGGAGAGAAGGGACAAGGCUACUGGCAGGUGGAUCAAACUAAACAAAGAUCCCAUCAGAUUUAACGAAUAUGACGAUGACAGGGUACAAGAGGGACACCAAUACGAGUACCGAGUAUCAGCUGUGAACGCAGCUGGACCCGGUCAGCCUUCUGACCCAUCAAACGUCAUUAUUGCUAAACCAAUGAAGGAGAAACCAAAACUUUCAUUGGAUCAUCUCAUCGGCCGCAAGAUCAAGGUCCGUGCUGGCGAACCGAUUAACGUUAACAUUCCAAUCGCCGGUGCACCAACGCCAAAGGUCACCUGGACUAAGGGUGCCGUUACACUUGCGCCCUCUCACAGGAUAUCUACAGAAACAAGCCCAGAUGAGACUAAGCUCAGUAUCGAGAAGUCUACUAGGGACGAUGCCGGCAAAUACACCAUCACAGCUACUAACGAAUACGGAAAGGACUCCGCUGACAUCGAGGUCAUUGUUGUGGACAAACCAGGCAUUCCAAAGGGACCACUUUCAUGCACGCCUGUCACACACGAAACUAUGAGUUUGACUUGGUUGCCGCCGGCAGAUGAUGGCGGAAGCGAAAUUACCGGCUACGUAGUCGAAGUUGCCGAAUUCGGAGUCAACGAUUGGCGCACAGUCGCCGGCUUCUGUCCGAAGUGCUCGUUCACUGUCAAGAACUUGACCGAGGGCAAGAAGUACGUAUUUAGGGUACGCGCCGAAAACCUGUACGGACUCUCAGAACCGCUCGAAAGCAAACCGAUAAUCGCGAAGUUGCCGUUCGAUCCACCAGACGCGCCGGAAACGCCUAAGAUCACCGGCUACAGCGCUAACAGCUGCUCCCUCGAAUGGCAGCCACCGGCGAACACUGGUGGUAGACCUAUCACUGGCUACAACAUCGAGAAGAGGGAACGCGGCGGCGAUUGGGUAAAGGUGAACAACUAUCCCACGCCGAACACGUGUUACACCGUUCAAGACCUGCGCGAGGGUAACCGCUACGAGUUCCGCGUCAUCGCCGUCAACGAAGCCGGCCCGGGCAAACCGAGCAAGCCCACUGAGCCCAUUACCGCCCAAACACAGAGACUCAAGCCCAGUGCUCCCGAGGCACCAAAGCCGGAUAGAGUCACUAAAGAUUCUGUCACUCUUUCGUGGAGACCGCCGAAGAGCGACGGCGGAGCCAAGAUCAAGGGCUACAUCAUUCAACAGAAGGCCAAGGGCGAUAAAGACUGGAAGGACGUCAAUGAUGUACCGAUUCCAAGUCUUGUUCAUACCGUGCCAAAACUUAAGGAGGGCGAAGAAUAUCAGUUCAGGGUUAUUGCCGUCAAUGAAGUCGGCAACUCGGAACCAAGCAAACCGACCUCCGACAUCACUAUUGCUGAACAACCGAACAAGCCGUGCAUGGAUCUCGGCGGUGUUCGCGAUAUUACGGUGCGUGCAGGCGAGGACUUCUCCAUUCACGUACCGUACACUGGCUUCCCGCAACCGACCGCUUCUUGGUUCGCCGACGACAAUCUUCUCGACGUCGAGGGCGAUUCCAGAAUAUUCCAGAAGAUCACACCCGACUCCGCGUCGCUCGUUGUCAAGAACGCGAAGAGGUCGGACGGCGGCCAGUACAGGCUGCAGCUGCGCAACCCGUCCGGAUACGACACGGCGACGAUCAACGUGCGCGUGCUGGACAGGCCCGGCAAGCCGGAGAACCUGCGCGCCGACGAGUUCGAGGGCGAAGCUCUCACGCUGUACUGGAACCCGCCCAAGGACAACGGCGGCGGAGAGAUCACCAACUACGUGGUGGAGAAGCGCGAGGCGCGCUCGCCGACCUGGACCAAGGUGUCCGGCUACGUCACGACGCCGUUCCUGCGCGUGAAGAACCUCACCGUCGGCAGGGACUACGAGUUCAGGGUGAUGGCGGAGAACCAGUACGGCCAAUCGGAGCCCGCGCAGACGACGGAGCCGAUCAAGGCGCGCCACCCGUUCGACCCGCCAGGGGCGCCCGGCGCCCCUCGCUCCGUCGAGACCACGGAGUCCUCCAUCACCGUCACGUGGAGCAAGCCGCGCCACGACGGUGGCUCGCCCAUCACCGGCUACAUACUGGAGAAGAGGCUCAUCACCGAGGACAAGUGGACGAAGGCGGCGCACGCCCACAUCCCCGACACCACGUACAAGGUGACCGGGCUGAUCGAGAACCACGAGUACGAGUUCCGCGUGUCGGCGGUGAACGCGGCCGGCCAGGGGCCCUGGUCCCAGAGCUCGGACGCCAUCCGCGCCUGCGCCCCGCCCAACUGCCCCCGCAUCACCAGCGACCUCAGCCUGCGAGACAUCGUCGUCAUCGCCGGCGAGGAGAUCAAGAUCACCGUGCCCUUCACCGGCAACCCCAGACCCAAGGUGUCGUGGGUGGUGAACAACGACGAGGUGUUCCCGGACCACCGCAUCCGCUUCGUGAUGUCAGACCGGGACACGGUGUUCCACAACUCCAGCGCCAAGCGCUCCGACACCGGCUCCUACACGGUACAGCUGGUCAACAGCGAGGGCUCCGACAGCGGCACCUGCCGGGUUCUAGUAGUGGACAAGCCGUCCCCACCUGUGGGCCCGCUGGACUGCUACGACAUCACACCGGACACGUGCACGUUGUCAUGGAAACCGCCGCUGGACGACGGCGGAUCGCCCAUCACCAACUACAUCGUCGAGAAGAUGGACGCCACAGGCGUGUGGUCAAAGAUAUCGUCUUUCGUCCGCAACUGCCACUACAACGUAAUGGGCCUGGAACCGAACCGCAAAUACACGUUCCGCGUGCGCGCCGAAAACCAAUAUGGCGUCUCCGAGCCGCUCACAAUGGACGACUCCAUUACUGCGAAGUACCCGUUCACGGUGCCCGACGCGCCGGGGACGCCGCGCGUGCUCGACUGGGACGGCUCCACCGCCAACGUGACCUGGGACCGGCCCCGCUCCGACGGCGGCGCCAGGAUCCAGGGCUACAAGGUGGAGUUCCGCGACGUGCAGGACGCCGUCUGGUCCAGCGCCGACUACCUGGUCAAGGAUUGCAACUACCAGGCGUACAACCUGGAGCCGGGCCACGAGUACGAGUUCCGCGUGCGCGCGAAGAACGCGGCCGGCCUCGGCAAGCACUCUGCGAGCUCCGCGCCGUUCCGCGUGCGCGCGCGCGCCUCGCCGCCCUCCCCGCCGCAGGGCGCGCGCGUGCUGCGCGUCGGCCGCAACUACGUCGACCUCGCGUGGCAGCCGCCCGCCUCCGACGGCGGCGCCCGCGUGACCGGCUACAUAAUCGAGCGCCGCGAAGUGAGCAGCUCCGUCUGGCUCAAGUGCAACGACUACAACGUGCAGGACACGAGCUUCACGGUGCUCAACCUCCACGAGAGGUGCGACUACGAGUUCCGCAUUAUCGCCGUCAACUCGGCCGGCAAGUCGGAGCCGUCGAGCUGCACCACGCCCGUGCGCACCGGCGAGGAGGCGGGCGGCGUGAAGCCGGAGUGGCUGAGGCCGCUCCCGGCGCACAUGACCGCCCCCCUGGGCAGGCCGUUCACGCUGCAGUGCCAGGCCAGCGGCACGCCCGUGCCCACCGGCCGCUGGCUGCGGAACGGCCGCGAGAUCGUGCUCGGCACAAAGUACAUAGCCGAAUCUCGCGAGGGCACGUUGAAACUGAACAUUCUGGAGGUUGCCGACGGGGACGAGGGUGACUACACUUGCGAGGCCAUUAACAGCCUCGGCUUCAUCUACUGCAUUGGACACCUGAAGAUUGGAAACCCGCCGCGCAUCACGCGCAUGCCGGGCGACCUGCACCUGCCCGAGCACGAGAACACCAAGAUCAAGAUCCUGUACUCGGGCGACCAGCCGGCCGACGUGACGCUGUCACGCGACGGCCGCCAGCUGAGCGACACGCCGCACCUCAAGUUCACCGUCUUCGACGACUACGUGCUCAUCUUCAUCAAGGACAUCACCAAGGAGGACAUGGGCACGUACAAGCUGACGAUCAAGAACGCCUCGGGCGAGGCGUCGGACACGUUCUCCGUGACGGUGACGGGGCUGCCGGGGCCGCCGCAGGGUCCGCUCGAGGCGGGCGACGUGACGCGGCACACGUGCUCGCUGGCGUGGCGCCCGCCCGCGCACGACGGCGGCCUGCCCGUCACGCACUACGCGGUGGAGCGUGCCGACGCGGCACGCGAGGCGUGGAUAACGAUCGCCUCGUGCGUGCGCGACCUGCGCUACACGGUGCACGGGCUGGCGGAGGGACAGGAGUACCGGUUCAGGGUGCGCGCCGCGAACGAGAACGGGUUAGGGCCCGGCCUCGAGGGCGCCAACCCCGUCAAGGCCAAGGCACCGUUCGAUCCCCCAUCGGCGCCUGGCAUUCCCAAAAUCCUGGAAGUUGGCGGUCACUUCGUCCAUCUCGAAUGGGACAAACCCGAGAGCGACGGUGGCGCCAGAAUACAAGGCUACUGGGUGGACAAGCGCGAAGUGGGCUCGAGCAGCUGGCAGCGCGUGAACGCGUCGCUGUGCCUGCCCACGCAGCUGAACUGCGCCAACCUGGUGGAGGGGCGCCAGUACGAGUUCCGCGUCACGGCGCAGAACGAGGCCGGCCCCUCGCCGCCCAGCACCGCCUCGCAGCAGGUCAAGGUCGUCGACCCCAAGGCGGCCACGCCACCGGAGAUCGUGAAGCCCCUGAAGAACGCCAAUUGCAUACAGAACCACAACGCUAAGUUCCAGUGCACAAUCACUGGAUCGCCCAAACCGACGAUCACGUGGUACAAGGGCGCCCGGGAAAUAACCAACGGGCCGCGCCACCGCAUCUGGAGCGAGGGCGACAACCACUUCCUCACCGUGAUGGACGUGUUCGGCGAGGACGCCGACGAGUACGUGUGCCGCGCCGUCAACCGCGCCGGCGUCAAGAGCACGCGCGCCGAGCUGCUCAUCAUGACCGCACCGAAACUGAACGUGCCACCUCGCUUCCGCGACACCGCUUACUUCGACAAGGGCGAGAACGUGGUCAUCAAGAUCCCCUUCACCGGUCACCCGGUGCCCAAGAUCACGUGGGUGCGAGAGGGAGAGACGAUCGAGUCCGGACUGCACUACCACGUUGAGAGGAAAGAACGCCACGCGAUCUUAACGAUCCGGGACGCCAGCAAGAUGGACUCCGGUCCGUACAGGAUCACCGCCGAGAACGAGCUGGGACAGGACUCGGCAGUCAUCAACAUUGAAAUCAGCGACCGGCCGGACCCGCCGCGCUUCCCAGCGGUGGACAGCAUCGGCGUGGACUCUCUGGCGGUGAGCUGGCGCGCCCCGCUCUGGGACGGCGGCUCCGACAUCACCAGCUACCUGGUGGAGAAGCGGGAGCACCCCAUGACCAGCUGGAUCCGCGUCGGCACCACCAGGUUCACGACGAUGGCGGUGACCGGCCUGGCGGCAGGCAAGCAGUACGAGUUCCGCGUGUACGCGGAGAACAUCUACGGCCGCUCGGAUCCCAGCGAGCCCACCACCAUGGUUCAGACCAAGGCCAUCAUCAAGAAGGAGUUCAAGAAGAAGGAGUAUCCAGUGGACGAGAGCGGAAAGCGAAUCCGCACCAACGCGGACCACGGGCCGGUGAAGGACUACGACAGCUACGUGUUCGACGUCUACAGCAAGUACGUGCCGCAGCCGGUCGACAUCAGCACGUGCUCAGUCUACGACAAGUACGACAUACUCGAGGAGAUUGGCACAGGCGCGUUCGGCGUGGUGCACCGCUGCCGCGAGAGGAGCACGGGCAACUUCUUCGCCGCGAAGUUCAUACCGGUCUCCGGCGCUAUGGAGAAGGAGCUGAUCAAGAAGGAGAUCGACAUCAUGAACCAGCUCCACCACAGGAAGCUGAUCAAUCUUCACGACGCGUUCGAGGACGACGACGAGAUGGUGCUGAUAUUCGAGUUCCUCUCCGGCGGCGAGCUGUUCGAGCGCAUCACCGAGCCCGGCUACAGCAUGAGCGAGUCCGAGGCGGCCCACUACAUGCGCCAGAUCUGCGAGGGAGUGCGCCACAUGCACGAGCAGAACAUCAUCCACCUGGACCUCAAGCCGGAGAACGUGAUGUGCCAGACGCGCACCGGCACCGACGUCAAGAUCAUCGACUUCGGCCUAGCCACCAAGCUGGAUCCGAACGAGGUGGUGAAGAUCUCUACUGGCACCGCCGAGUUCGCCGCGCCCGAGAUCGUCGAGAGGGAACCGGUCGGCUUCUACACGGACAUGUGGGCGGUGGGCGUGCUCGCUUACGUGCUUCUCUCCGGUCUUUCGCCGUUCGCGGGCAACAACGACAUCGAGACGCUGAAGAACGUGAAGGCCUGCGACUGGGAGUUCGACGAGGAGGCCUUCCAGCACGUCUCCGACGACGCCAAGGACUUCAUCAGACGGCUGCUCGUCAAGAGCAAGGAGAAGCGCAUGACGGCGCACGAGUGCCUGGCGCACCGCUGGCUGGCCGGCGACGGCGCCGCGGCGCGCACCACGCCCGUGCCCGCGCACCGCCUGCAGCUCAUGCGCGACCGCCUGCGCGCGCGCUACGAGAACUGGUCGUCGUUUGUCCUGCCGAUCGGCAGGCUGAGCGAGUACAGCUCGCUGCGCAAGUUGCUCAUCGAGAAGUGGAAGAUCUACGAUGGACAGUUCGACCGCCGCCAGGCGGCGCCCCGGUUCGUGAUCAAGCCGCAGUCGGCGUUCUGCUACGAGGGCCAGUCGGUGAAGCUGUACUGCCGCAUCGUGGCCUGCGCCGCGCCCACCGUCACCUGGUCCCGGAACAACCGCGAGCUGCGCCAGUCCGUCAAGUUCAUGAAGAGGUACUCUGGCAACGACUACUACUUCAUCAUCAACCGCACCAAGCUGGAAGACCGCGGCGAGUACAUCAUCAGAGCGGAGAACCACUACGGAUUCCGCGAGGAGGUGGUCUUCCUCAACGUGCAACCGGUGCCGCGCGUGCAACGGCCGCCGCCGGCAGAGGCGCCUCGCCGCCGCGAGCCGCUGCCCUACACGUUCUGGCAGGAGUCGAGCGAGACUGCACCGGUGUUCACCUUCCAGCUGCGGCCGCGUGUCAUGCAGGCCAGGGACACGUGCAAGCUGCUCUGCUGCCUGAGCGGCAAGCCCACGCCCACUGUCAAGUGGUACAAGGAUAAGAGGGAACUCUCCAAAUACGACUACACUAUGACCCACUCCGACGGCGUGGUGACCAUGGAGAUCAUCGACUGCCGUCCGGAGGACAGCGGCAAGUACACGUGCGUGGCCACCAACGUACACGGCACCGACGAGACCUCGUGCGUCGUCAUCGUCGAAGGCGAGGUGAUCAGCCCUGAGCAGGCGCAACUUGCCCACAACUUCCUGCACUCGGGCGACAGGCGCUACAUCGAGAAGCCGCUGAAACCGGCACCACCUCCCAUCAUCACCAAGACCAAGGUGACAAUCGACCCGCCCAGCAAGAGCCAAGCACCGAGACCGAAAUACUCGCCACAGAGCUCCAUGGAGCCCAGCAAGAAGAAGUACGGAUCCAAGCUGGACUCUGAUUCAACGUCCAGGUCGCGAAGCGCUACUAAGGAAUUAGUCUUGCCCGCGUCCGACUCUACGAUGCGCGCGCCCUCGUUCGCGCGCGCGCUGCCCGACGCGCUGAGCGCGCGCGACGCGGCGCCGCUGCUGCUCUCGUGCAGCGUGAGGGGCGACCCCGACCCCCGCGUCGAGUGGUACAAGGACGGCAAGCCGCUGCACUCCUCAGAGGUUGUGAACCUGAAGUACAAGAACGGCGUGGCCUCUUUGGCCAUCAACGAGGUGUUCCCCGAAGACGAGGGCGUCUACUCGCUGAAAGCGAUCAACAGCCAGGGCGAGGUGGAGACCAAGUGCAAAGUCACCGUCAAGCCGGCCGAGAGCGCGCCAUCUGGCGGCGCUGCCAAGAUCGGGGACAAACCGCCGAGGAUCGUGGAUCACGCCGUCUCGCAGCACGUCAAUGACGGUGACGCCAUCACGUUGUCAUGCAGAAUUGUUGGUGCGGAGAGGUUCGACGUAGUGUGGCUCCACAACUACAAGGAGAUCAAACCUUCCAAGGACUUCCAGUACUCGAGCGAGGCGAACAUUCACAAGCUGCACAUCGCCGAGAUAUUCCCAGAGGAUGCUGGCGUGUACACGUGCGAGGCGUUCAACGACGCCGGCGAGUCGUUCUCGUCGUGCACGCUGGUCGUGUCCGUGGCCGGCGAGAGCCCCUCGACGCCCCAGUACACCGUCUUCCCCGCCUCCACCACCGUCGCCACUUCGGAGCCGGCGGUCUUCACCGCUGAACUGGAGAAGCCACCACUCCAGCUUCAAUGGCUGAAGGACGGCAAGCCGAUCGACGAGAGCUCGCCCAGAUAUAACUUCACAAUGGAGGGCAACUCGUACCGCCUCGAAAUCACCCAGUGCAAUUCCGAGGACAGCGGCCAGUACCAGGCGCGCGCUGUCGGCCAAAAGGGCGACUCCCUGGCAGCCUUCUACCUGAACGUGGUCGAUAAC